AACGAAGGGAGGGUCGACCUCUUCUGUAUAAAUACUGCCCCAUCUGCAUCCAAUAAGAACAGCGAGGACACUCUGAGCAGAAGAAUACCCGAUGGCCAACCACAACAGUUUCAUUGUCGACGUGGACCUGAGAAGCCAUGAAAACAACUUGGCUCACCGCACCAGGGAGAUCGACCGGGAGCGCUUGAUUGUCCGCAGGGGGCAGCCCUUCUCCAUAAGUGUGCAGUGCUUGGACUCUCUGCCUCCCAAACACCAGCUGGAGCUGGUCCUGCAUCUCGGAAAACGAGACGAUGUGGUGAUUAAAGUUCAGAGGGAGCAGGGAGCCAGAGACCGGUGGUGGUUUAACCAGCAGGCGGCUCAGAGUGAAAUCUUGAUGACUCUGCACAGUCCAGCAGACGCCAUCAUCGGACAUUACCGUCUGGCCGUCUUGCUGAUGUCACCGGAUGGCCGCAUCAUGGAGAAAGUGGAUGAAAUCAGCUUCCACUUGCUCUUCAACCCAUGGUGUAAAGAUGAUGCCGUCUACCUGCCUGAUGAACGACUGCUCCAGGAGUACAUCAUGAAUGAAGAUGGCGUCAUAUUCAUGGGAUCCUGGGAUUACAUUAAAAGCAUUCCCUGGAAUUACGGACAGUUUGAGGACUUUGUGAUGGACAUUUGUUUUGAAGUCCUGGACAAUUCCAAAGAGGCUCUGAAGAACUCGAAGAGAGACAUUGAGAGCAGAUCUGAUCCCGUCUACAUCAGCAGAAUGAUCACUGCAAUGGUGAAUGCCAAUGGUGACAGGGGCGUUCUGAUUGGACGGUGGAAGUCACCGUACCUUGAUGGCGUCGCACCAAAUCGAUGGACCGGCAGUGUGCCCAUCCUCAGACAGUGGAGCAAAGCCGGCAUCAGAGCGGUCAAAUAUGGCCAGUGCUGGGUGUUUGCAGGUGUCGCUUGUACAGUUCUUCGCUGUCUGGGAAUCCCAACUCGCCUCAUAACCAACUUCACCUCGGCCCACGAUGUGGAUGGGAACCUCUCCAUAGACUUUGUGGAGGACUUUGAGAGCAGAGAGGAAAGCAAAGACAGCAGCUGGAACUUCCACUGUUGGAUCGAGUCCUGGAUGAGAAGAGAUGAUCUCCCAAAGGGAAACGAUGGCUGGCAGGUUUUGGACCCCACACCUCAGGAGCUCAGUGACGGGGAGUUUUGCUGUGGUCCAUGUCCGGUGUCGGCCAUCAAGGAGGGGAAUCUGGGAGUGAAGUACGAUGCUCCAUUUAUAUUUGCCGAGGUGAACGCUGACAUCAUCCACUGGAGGGUCCUGCCAGGCGGACAGAGGCAGAAGAUCAGUGUGGACCAGAGAACCGUGGGAAGGAACAUCAGCACCAAAAGCAUUUAUGGCGACAUUAGAGAAGAUGUCACUCUGCUCUACAAAUACCCUGAAGGCUCUGCGAAAGAGAGAGAGGUUUAUGAGAAAGCAGGGCGCAGAGUCACCCAGCCAGCCAAUGGGAGCGCAGCAUCGCCACAGCUGAACUUGCUGAUUAAGCAUCCAAGCCCCAUGUUUGGAACAGACUUUGAUGUGAUCGUUGAGGUGAAGAAUGAAGGCUCAGACGACGCUAAUGUUCUGCUGACGGUGCGCGCCGUGGCUGUCACCUACAACUCUCUCCACCAGGGGGAGUGCCAGAGGCAGAUGAACAACGUGACAGUGGCGGCUCGGAGCGCUCAUAAAGAGGUGCUGCGUUUCCGCUAUGAGGACUACGCCAAGUGUGUCUCUGAGCACCACCUGAUCAGGGUGAAGGCCCUCGCUGAAGCUCGUGGGGACAGUGUGCCCAUCAUGGCUGUGGCGGACAUCCCGCUGAGCAUGCCUGAGCUCCAGGUUCAGGUUCUUGGAAAGGCUUUUGUCUGGGAGCAGUUGACGGCGUAUGUCUCCUUCACCAAUCCUCUGCCGGUGCCGCUGACUGGUGGUGUGUUCACCCUGGAGGGGGCCGGCCUGCUGUCGGACACUCAGAUCUUUGUGGACGGUGUAAUUUCUCCUGGUCAGAAGGUUUCAGUGAAGAUCUCCUUCAUACCGAUGAGGACCGGGAUCAGGAAGCUCCUGGUGGACUUCGACUCUGACAGGCUGAAGGAUGUCAAGGGAGUCGCCACCGUGGUUGUCAAUAAGAGAUAUAGGAAAAUGACCUCCCUCUUAAGUGACAAUUUUUAGGAAACCAGAAGAUCUUGUACUGGGAGAACCAGUUGCAGUUCAAGAGUCUUGUUCACCGCAGCAGAGCGUGACCUAGUGAAACAACCCAUAAAGAUUUUACCAUAGAACAUUUAAUACCCAUACCUGAUUUGUACUUGGACUGCUUGCUCUAGAUCAGGGGUUCCCAAAGAUGAUUUCAUACUGGUGUGCUAAAUAGAUUUUGUAUUUCUUUAUUUGUGAAAUCGGUACCAAAGUUAUACUUUUGUAUACAAAGUUAUACUUUGUGCUCAACAGUCCUCAUUUUAAACCAGGAGGAAAGCUGCACUUUUUGUAAGAGUUCUUCUAUGAUCACAACUUUAUUCUCGUGGUUUUUAAACAUUAUUCGCAGGGUCACAGGCUGGAAAUUUUGGGAAGCCCUGCUCUAGAUGUAUGCAUGAGCAAUCAAGUCAUAAUUCUGACUUUAAAAUAUAUAACAUGGCUGACAUACACAUAAAGCACAUGAGGUCACUGUAAUAAAACUGUUUAUAUUCACUUUAUAUGUUUUUUAUUAUAUGGUUUUUAUCCACUUUUAUCAGUCAUGUAAUUAGAACUGUACAAUAUAUAUAUGUGAAUGUAUUCUUUUAGUGUUUGGAUGCGUAGAGAAAUACAUUGCUACUGGUUUGUUUCUCUAAAAGGAGUUAGCCACUUUGAGCAAAUCCAGCUGGUUUUCUUACUUUAACUACAACACUGUGAACACAGGCGCAGAAUUAGUGUGCCCUACAGCCAAAGUAAACCCUACAUAGAUCUUUUGUAUAUUUUAGGGUGUUAAUGUAUAAAUGCUGCCUUACCAACUUCAGCUGCACAACAAUUCCACACAAAUAUUCUGCUGUACAAGAAAUUAUUAAACAAAGGUGGAAAAGUGUCUGAAAUGUUAAAUUCCAAACAACCUGGGCAAGUUCAAAAUACUUAAAACUCAUGCCUUUAAAGGGGUGUGCUUUAUUUUUAUAAAAGGUAUGUACAGUCAUGUUCAAUAAAUGAAAAUAUAAUUUCAAAGUUCAUUUAUUUUAGCAACUCAGUUCACAAGGGUGAUUUAGAUGAACUACACGGCACACAGACGGAUGUUUUAAAGCCGUUGUUUCAGUUAAUCAUAAUGAUUUACUGCGUACAGCUUAUGAUAACGUUUAAAAUUAGAAUAUUACAUUACAGACCAAUUAAACAGUAUUUUCAAAUGAAAUGUGGGAUUACUGUGAAGCAUUUAGUACUUGCUUAAAGAUGGUUGUUUUAAAAGGUAUUUUUAUUCUGAAAAACGAACUCUACUGGAGCACAGAGUAAAUUUUGUACUGUAUUUUGACUGUAAAGGCACUAAAGGACACAUUAAAUUGAGUGAAUUCACACAUUAUUUUAUCAGUUUUUUUCCCGUAAGGUCUAUAUGUGUAUUAAUAAACCUUUUGUCAUCACUGGUCA
Messenger RNA from Fundulus heteroclitus (mummichog), 3592 nucleotides. It is a transcript of the gene tgm2l, whose product is annotated as transglutaminase 2, like. The record is from RefSeq and is a predicted model, not a curated record. Gene Ontology annotation, molecular function: protein-glutamine gamma-glutamyltransferase activity. Bases 92 to 2170 code for a protein of 692 amino acids. NCBI's taxonomy places the organism in Eukaryota, Metazoa, Chordata, Actinopteri, Cyprinodontiformes, Fundulidae. Gene Ontology annotation, biological process: peptide cross-linking. The transcript has 15 exons.